Messenger RNA from Hippocampus comes (tiger tail seahorse), 835 nucleotides. RefSeq names its product calcium/calmodulin-dependent protein kinase II inhibitor 2a (gene camk2n2a). The record is from RefSeq and is a predicted model, not a curated record. The transcript is spliced from 2 exons. Gene Ontology annotation, molecular function: calcium-dependent protein kinase inhibitor activity; protein kinase binding. NCBI's taxonomy places the organism in Eukaryota, Metazoa, Chordata, Actinopteri, Syngnathiformes, Syngnathidae. Gene Ontology annotation, biological process: negative regulation of protein kinase activity. Bases 307 to 546 code for a protein of 79 amino acids.
ACUUCACAGCUCCGCCUGGGUUUCCUUUAUGAUCCCGGGAUCUUCCUACUCUCUCACUAGACAUCAGCCAGCAACGGAGAAGAGCGCACGCACUCAUUCCACGUCCACGCAUCUUCCAACUGCAGCUGCAAACGAGGGGCUACCCAACUCACAGCUGCAAUCGAACCUCGGGUCUUCCAUCAGGACUUCCACUCCCCCCAAAAAAAACAAACAAACAAAAAAAAAAACAAUAGAUCAUCCCUGCCACGACGGGAUCUAAGGCUUGCAAAGAGGACAACGCGAACCUACUUGUUGCCGCCAGCCAACAUGUCCGAGGUGCUGCCAUACAACGAGGGGAAAAUGAGCGGCUACGGGGCGGACAGCGAGGUCAGCCAAAUGUCCUUUAGCUGCGGACUGCAGGACACAAACGCCUUUUUCGCCGGCUCGCAGGGCAAGAGACCCCCGAAGCUCGGCCAGAUCGGCAGAGCCAAGCGAGUGGUGAUCGAAGACGACCGAAUAGACGAGGUCCUCAAGGGGAUGACAGACAAGUCGUCGCCCGGCGUUUAAAGGCCCCCCCCCCCUCCCCCCACAUUGAGCGAUGCCUUGCAGACUCUUUUCAUUUUGAUCACCCGAUUUGAAGCACUUGUCGGCUGUGCAUGUUAGAGGAUUGCAGAGGGAGAAGAAGAAGAAGACGACGGCGACACAACGCAUUGAGGAUGGCGAUAGCGAUGAAACGCGGCGGAGGAAAAGCGAGCUCAAGAGGAGGAUGGAAGAGGAGGAGAGGAAAGAUUCGUCGUGGGAUAUUGAUGGCAAUCCUCCAAAACCGAGUACCGCUUUUUGUUUUCUUUUUCGAGAA